CGCUCCACGCUAGUCUGCCUAGAGUCCUUCCUGUUUUUAGAUUUUUCGAGGAAGCAGCAGCAACAGGAUAGUCGCUAAACACAAAUGGAUUCAUCUCAGUGAUCUGUGGGAGGGGAGGACCCAUGCUGUCUGUUUUUGGUGCUACCACACCAGCCUUGUACAUAUUGUGGAUCACUAUGGCCCAGGUUGCUGGUCACGAGGACAGAGAGAAAACUACUGCCCUUAAAGAUUUGCUGUCAAGAAUUGACUUAGAUGAACUAAUGAAGAAAGAUGAACCUCCUUUCACUUUCCCCAAAACACUGGAAGAGUUUGGAUAUGCCUUCAAUGAAUAUGGUCAGCUCCGACAUAUAAAGACAGGGGAACCCUUUGUAUUCAAUGCCAGAGAAGAUCUCCAUCGCUGGAACCAGAAGCGCUAUGAAGCUCUUGGAGAGAUCAUCACUCAGUAUGUUUACGAGCUGUUGGAGAAAAAGUGCAACAUGGCUAAAGCAAUCCUGCCAGUGGAUGCUACAGAAGAUGAACCCACCAGUUUUAUAUACCUGAGCCCAGAUGCUUUGUCAAACCCAUCCAAGCUGCUGGUGCUGAUCCAGGGUAGUGGUGUGGUGCGGGCUGGUCAGUGGGCUCGUAGACUAAUCAUCAACCAGGACCUGGACUCAGGGACACAGAUUCCCUUCAUUAACAGAGCUAUGGAGGAGGGCUAUGGUGUUAUAGUUCUCAAUCCCAAUGAGAACUACUUGGAACUUGAAAAGCCAGCAAAGUCCUCUCCCCUUCCCUCUCCUACUGAGCCCUCAGAUGAACCCGCUGAAAAGAGGGAGCGCAAAGAAGAGGGCAAAAAGAAGAGAGAAUUUUAUGAGAAAUACCGUAACCCACAGAAAGAGAUGGAGACUGAACGCAUUCCCAUACGGGAAAAUGCUUCCUCUGAGGAACAUGUGCUCUACGUGUGGGACAACUUUGUGUCCAAAGCCGCAGCCAAGAACGUCUUCAUUAUGGCCCACAGUUAUGGAGGGUUGUCUUUUGUGGAACUGAUGAAUCAAAGGGAAACACAGGUGAGGAACAGAGUGUGUGCUGUAGCACUCAGUGACUCUGCUCACAACAUCUGGCUACAGGAGACCAGCAAAGGAACACAGGAUUGGAUGCAGCAGUACUGUUGUAACUGGGUAUCGAGUCCUGAACCCUUGGAUACACCCCUUGAUCCAAUGCUGCCAGACUGCCCCAGAGUUUCUGCAGGCACAGAGAGGCAUGAGUUGACAUCCUGGAUGAGUUUCAAUUCCAUCUUCAGGUUCUUCAGUGAGGUGCUGGAGGCAAGACAAGACGAGGAGGCGGAGGAGACCUCCAACACUGUCACCACACGUAGCAGUUCCCUCAAAAACAAACACCAAGAUUUGUAAAGAACCAUCAACACUGAUGUUGAACAGGAGGAUAUUUUUGAAGAGUGGUGCGGAACUAGGUGUGGAACUGAAGAAAGGGUCCUCUCUGCUGUCUUUUGUUUCCAUUUGGUAUCUUCCUCUGUAACCUCUCACCAGUUUUCUUUCCUCACUCUUUUACCUGAGUGUCAUUUCUCCCCUCAAACCCUUUCUGGCUUUGCACUCAAAGUCUCAUGCUAGAGACAAGAGUACAGGGUCACCAUGUAUACAUCACAAUAACUUUUUGCAUUACUUCUAGUUGAGUGCAACUGUCAAAGCAAUAUGGGCCUGAGUGUUAGCGCUUCCCGUGGGCUGUGGCCAGGCUGCGGGUACAGGCCACAGCAGUAGAGAUUAAGGCUGACAAACGCUGUGCACAAUGCACUGUGGUGCACCUCUAAUUGUCCUGACAUCAGCCUGAACUGAGCUAAUGCCCCGCCUGCCCUCCAGCCUGCACUGCUCAGCCUCUCCUCCUCCCCCAUGGUCCUAAAGCCUCGCCUGCUUACCCUCAUAUUAGCUCAUGUGUUUUAUCUAGCUAAUGUUCUGUGUCAUUUCCACCUGCUUUCUGGUCAUGUUGACAUUUUUUUUCUUUCAUAAACACCAUAAAUCUUUGUUUUAAUAGGAGUAAGUACUCAUCACUGAUGACAUUUUGUUUUAUUUGUGUUAACAAAGGGAUUUGUUCUUACUGAUGGCUUUAUUCUGUCUCCUACACACAUUCAGCUUUCAAGCUAGACUUUCUCAUUCAGAAUUUUGUAGAAUAUGGUUUUCCCUUUCCUUAAAGUGCUAUAUUCUAUUUCAAGAAGUGUUUUUUCCUUAUUAAAAGAAAUCCACACCCUUCAGCUUUGAGUUAGAUUUGAAGGCAGUGUUUGGAACUUCUUAUUUUUAAUAAUGAGUAUCUCACAAAAGCGAGUGAGGGUUUAGUUUUCUAUGGGUUUAUUUUGCAAGAGUCAGUUUCUCUGUUUAUUUUAUAUAUGCCCCCAAGUACUAUAACCUUAGAAUUUAUGUCUGUGGAUGAUUGAAUAUGAUCCAACAAAUAAAACAAGCACAACCUGUUCUGAUUAUGAAAAAUUCUGGACACUGUGCAUAUUGAAAAUCACUUAAAGUGAAGCAUCAAAAUGAGUUUUAGCGAUAUCUCAUUUUCACUGGAGACAGAAGUCAGCUCACAACACUCAUAAAACCCCAAUAUAUCACCUUACACAUGUCAGGAAAUCCAAGAUUUCAAUAUUAUUCUAAGCCAGAAUGAUAUUUCCUAAGAUGUUGGAGAAAUGUAACCUAUCCUUUUUUCUUUUCUAUCCAUCGAAGUACUCUUUGCAAGUCUACUCCCUGCUUAGCUGCACAUAAUCUGUCUGUGUGACACAAACAUGAUAAUUUUUUUCUGCAAGUUUGUCUUUUAUAAACUACUCAUGGCUUAAUGGAAUACAUUUCUAAUGUGUCAUGACAUUAAUAAAAAUUCAGAUUGCAUACUGAAUAUUAUAAUACCUUUGACACAUUCUCAGUUAUAUACUUUACUCCUCUUUUUUUAAGCAUUGUUAAAUUGUCUACACUGUGAAACUCUGCCUCUAUUGCUCUCUGUGUAUGGUUUAAGGCUUUUGUGGAUUAUCUUUCUGCAAUAAUGAGACAAGUGUGGCGGAUGGUUGCAGGCCUAAUAUCCUUUUAAUUUGAUUUGGGUCUCUCCAGGUUCCAGCAAAGAAGUUGGCAUAUUAUUUGAUUUGAUGAGAUUUAUUUUAAGAUACCAUUUCUCACCUUUGUGCUUUUCAGCUACUUUCAGUUCUUUUUUUCUCUCUCUCUACAAUUUGCAUAGUGUUGCCUUAGGAAUAAAUAAGACUCUGAUCACUGUUUUUAAUAUCCAGCAAGCCAUAUGUGAACAGAGCUAAAGAUAUAAGAGCAGCCUAAAUCCAAAGCACAGUCUGAAAAUUAGAUGACAAUUUUUGCUAAUUGCUUUUGAAGAUGUUAUUUUUUUGUAGAUGGUUUAUUUGUUGUACUACACUGAAACUACAACUGUUCUCUUUUAUCACAGAAUGGGUUUUCUUUGUUAAGAAAGCUGAAAUGAUCCUGCCAUGUCACAUUUACCUUAUAUUUUAAAACUUUUUUCUUUAAUCUUUUUUUUUUUUUUCAUUUCGAUUUGUAACUACAGUGUAAAAUUAUUUUAACGUCUCUACACCACAGCAAUGAUUCUUGUCUGGCAUGAUGUUAUUUUUUGUAAUUAAACCAUUAAAGCAAAAGUGAAUAAAACAAA
Melanotaenia boesemani (Boeseman's rainbowfish) is the source of this 3633-nucleotide messenger RNA. It is a transcript of the gene arb2a, whose product is annotated as family with sequence similarity 172 member A. The transcript has 11 exons. Gene Ontology annotation, biological process: regulatory ncRNA-mediated heterochromatin formation. The coding region runs from base 123 to 1385 and encodes 420 amino acids. Gene Ontology annotation, molecular function: siRNA binding. Gene Ontology annotation, cellular component: nucleus. Lineage: Eukaryota; Metazoa; Chordata; Actinopteri; Atheriniformes; Melanotaeniidae. The record is from RefSeq and is a predicted model, not a curated record.